AUGCUGCAUCCCUUUGUAUUUCCCUUUGUAUUGUUUCUGCUGAUGGCUGCUGGACUUAUAUUCUUUUGCACUACCUGCAUGAUCCUAUGCGUAGCUUACGGAAGAUAUCACGAACGAAGAUAUUAUCAUAGCGGUCCCAUAGCAACAGUCCAUCCUGUACCGUUCGUAACGCCAGGAAGCGCAUACCCGGCGUAUCCCCCACCGCCACCUAAUCCGUCAUUAUAUGAGGCCAGUCAGUCUUCUUCAGCGGUAAUCUCGUCUCAGCCCACGAUCAAUCAACCCAACGCAAACGCCUCAAUCUGUGCUGAGCAAUUCAUUGCUAACACCGAUACGUCACCACCCCCGCCCUACUGUAGCGUCGUAAACCCACCCAAAUCAUCGUCAUAA
This is a messenger RNA of Anisakis simplex (herring worm), 387 nucleotides long. The record is from the annotation of a GenBank genome assembly. NCBI's taxonomy places the organism in Eukaryota, Metazoa, Nematoda, Chromadorea, Rhabditida, Anisakidae.